AAGCUUUGAAUUAGUGCGUCUCUUGCUCACGAACCGGCAUAGAGGUACAUUGUGUUACUGGAUGCCUCAAAACUUACUUUGUAGUUACUGUAGUGAAGGACUCACGAUGUUCUAUUUAAGCGGUCUAUAUGUAGCGGUAACUCUUGCUUUGGUACCCAGUGUUAAUGCUUUAAAAGACGGAGAGUGUGAAGUGUGUGUAAGUUUCCUGGGAAGAUUUUAUCAGUCACUGAAAGACGGUGAAGUCAAGUUCAACAGUGCAGAAAUUGAAAAAGCUUUCCUGAAAACAUGUAAGGAUGCAAAGGGGAAGGAGAACAGACUGUGUUACUACAUAGGAGCAACGAGUGAUGCAGCCACUAAGAUGAUCAAUGAGGUUUCGAAGCCCAUGAGUUACCAUGUGCCAGUUGAGAAGAUCUGUGAUAAGCUCAGGAAGAAAGACAGUCAAAUCUGUGAGCUUAAAUAUGAGAAAGAGUUGGACCUAAGCACAGUGGAAUUGAAAACACUGAAGGUGAAGGAGUUGAAGAAAAUCCUAGAACAUUGGGAUGAGACGUGUAAAGGAUGUGUUGAGAAGACCGACUUCAUCCGCAAAAUCGAGGAACUCAUGCCUAAAUAUGCUCCAAAUGCAGCCAAGGCACGGACAGAAUUUUAAUGUAACUCAUUUAGUUGAAAUUAUUCUUUGGGAGAAGCAAAACGUACUGUGGCCUGGUGAGCACAUCCCAGAAUUUUCUGAACCCUACCGUCUUGCAGAUCUUUUCCAGAAAUGGUCUCCUGUUUGAAUGAGGUUGAAAGUUUUGCUAAAUGUGUUUGAUUUGUAUCAUGAUCUAUGCUGUACAAAACAUAAGUUUAUCCCAGUUGUACUAUAAUUUUUCAUUAAAACCAUAAAAACUCUACAAUGUACUAGAGUCAUUGUGACUGAAGGUGUGACUAGUCCGCACAGUACCACCAGACAAGUGUUGUAUGUUGUCACAGGGACUUUUGUUUUGUUUUGGAUGUGGCCUAUAUACGUUGUAUAUAACCAUCCACCCCAGUCUUUUUUUGUAAUUGUAUAUUACAUAUGGGUAGUUGACAUCUGGCCAAGAAAAAGUGCUUUUUUUGGAAAACAUCAUUUUUUAAGAAAAAAAUUAAAUAUUUAUGUAGUAUGGAAACUGUAGUUUCAGAAAAUAAUAGUGGUCACUCAUUUCGUCAAUGACCUCACCUAUUUUUUUCCACAUUUACACUCGUCUGCACUGUGAAUGUGUCCUAUGGUGUGACAUUUAAAAAGUACUAAGAAAUGAUAUUGAAUAACAUUAAACAAAUACAUGAAACAGAAUUGUUCACAUUAUUAAAUCAUGUUUUUCGAUAUUUAUUUCACAUAAAAGUACUAAUUACAAUCAUUUUCACCAUGAAUAGAUGAACUUGAUUGACUUUUUCCUAUGAAUGUCGAUACAUUUUUUUCCACCGCCAACCUUAAAAAACUGUUUGAGAUUGUACCUAUCUAAGAGGAGAUAAUAUUGGAGCUCCCCUAAUGCCAAACCUGGCCUUUAAAAAAAAUAAAUUUUGAAAUUAAGGAUGUUUUUCUGUUGUUUUAUGCUUGUCACACUAUUGGACAAAAUGUCACACCGAAGGACAAA
This is a messenger RNA of Sardina pilchardus (European sardine), 1607 nucleotides long. It is a transcript of the gene manf, whose product is annotated as mesencephalic astrocyte-derived neurotrophic factor. Bases 62 to 646 code for a protein of 194 amino acids. Gene Ontology annotation, biological process: neuron projection development; dopaminergic neuron differentiation. Gene Ontology annotation, cellular component: endoplasmic reticulum. Gene Ontology annotation, molecular function: calcium ion binding. NCBI's taxonomy places the organism in Eukaryota, Metazoa, Chordata, Actinopteri, Clupeiformes, Clupeidae. The record is from RefSeq and is a predicted model, not a curated record. The transcript has 4 exons.